AUGGUGAGGACACGAAGCAGAAGUCGCGGAGAGGAGCUCAUACAGCUGGAUAUGGAUGGGCCAGGGGGCAGGAAGCGUUACCGGACACAGAGUCAGAGUGACGCGGGCGGAAGGAAAAAGAGAGUCGUGGGUGACGUCUCGCCGAGUGGAAGACUGCCACCUUCUCCCGCGCCCGUCACCCCCGUGGGUCCUGUUCCCACCAUCACACAGCUCCCGCCUCCCGAGGACAAACAACAGCUCAUCGACGGACCUGUGAGGGUGGGAGACGUUUCCCCCGGCGCAGUGCUGGAUAAGCAGCACCUGAGUCCGAGACCAAGUCCCCGAACCAAGCCUCUGUCCAGACCAGCAAGCCCAAUCAGAGCUGCCAGUCCCUCCAGGCCGGCAAGCCCGCUCAGGGCGGCCAGCCCCUCCAGGCCGGCAAGCCCACUCAGGGCAGCCAGACCGGCAAGCCCUUCAAGACCAGCCAGCCCGUCAAAUAAAGCAGAGGGGAUCGCGAGUCCCCACACUAGUCCAGAUGUAGGCACUGAGCAACCGCCGGCGCUUAGUCUUGCUAUGUCGCCUCAUCCCCCGUCGCCAACAGCUCCCAAACCGUUCGGAGUUGAGAAGACCUCGGAGGUUCAAAAGACCCCGGCAAGUCCCCACCCAGAACCCAAACCCAUGGGGAGUCCGAAACCGGUGACCACGCCUGAGGCUCCAGGCAGUCCCAAGCCCCCUGGCAGUCCCGAAAUUCCAGGCAGUCCCAAGCUUUCUGCUAACCCCGCGCCGUCGGCGCAAGAGGAGCCCAAGACCGUCGGAGACCGGACUUCCCCCGCUGGAUCCCGCCGGGGUUCCAGACAGCUCCCGUCCCCUGCUCCGUCUGCCAUGGCGGUGGAGCAGGCGGCGACGCCGUCUUCCGCUACAUCUUCGAACGUCCGAGGUCCGACUCCAGACGUGACGGAAGACUUUUUGACCCAAUAA
Molecule: messenger RNA, 957 nt
Organism: Gregarina niphandrodes
Lineage: Eukaryota; Apicomplexa; Conoidasida; Eugregarinorida; Gregarinidae
Exons: 1
Coding region: 1-957 (318 amino acids)
Source: RefSeq, a predicted model, not a curated record